Rodentolepis nana is the source of this 7731-nucleotide messenger RNA. NCBI's taxonomy places the organism in Eukaryota, Metazoa, Platyhelminthes, Cestoda, Cyclophyllidea, Hymenolepididae. The record is from the annotation of a GenBank genome assembly.
AUGUGGUUUUCUGACUUGGUCUCGAGUACGAUAAAUCUCCUGAAGAGUGCAGAUUUGCAGAAAGGGAGCCCUUCAACUCUUUUAAUAAUUGAUCUCUUGGAAUUUCUAUGCAUGGGAAACUUGUUUCCCCUUAUACGAAUGUCUCCUAUUCAAUUUAAGGGAAUUCUUCAGCUGGUUCUUGAAACAAACUCUUCUGUACUACAGCUGCGAAUUAUUCAUCUAUUGACUAAGUGGUCACGAAAAAUGGAUCCUCUUGAGCCAGAUGAAUGUCUUGCAUGGCCGAGGUAUAAUGACUCGCACUUGUUAGAUCACCCCGAAACUACUGAAAAUCUGUCAAUGGUGAGAAUGUUUGGGUUUGCUCGGUCGUGUAUUAGUCUUUCCCACUGGCAACAGGGUUCGAACCAAGCUUAUCCCCCUUCUGUACUAUCAAAAAUCUGGCCCAAUGGCGACUUUGGUCUGUCUGAAGAUUCUAUACAAUUCCCAGGUUCAACGUCGACAUAUAGCAGAGACUCGGGUGGAGUGACGAUAUCGCUGUGGCAUAAGAUGAUGCCGACUGUACAAAAUGAAGAGUUUACUAACUCCGAUAAACUAUCAAACUCGACCCUGUUUAGCCUCGCUUCCCGUAGCGAAUUAUUGCAUCUGUUCACAUUGGAGGAGUCCACCAAAUCCGAAUCUUCAUCAAUAUCACCGAGUACCCUUCAGUCAAUUGAGGUCUGGGUGGUCCCAUUGGCUAAAGGUAUUUACACUCGCAUAUACAAAGAAUACGACAGUUUCAUUAGUUCUGCGGAAACGCUCGUCCCUAACGUCUUGACUUCUUCCAAUUGGAGUCAUCUACUCAUCAAUAUCACUCUUUCUAAACGAAGUGGAAAAAUUUCUAUUGUAGAGAACGCUUCAACGUACAACGAAAAAACAUUCCAUUUGGAAUCAACUAGGAGGCGAAUGAGGCACUUUCAUAAAUUUCAUCCUGAAUUGCACUCUUUAAAUCUGUGGAUUGGACAUAAUUCUGUGGUGCAUGAUGAGGUGCAUAACAGGCUCCAAACACCGACUCUCUACACCAGUGGACUUCACGUUUUUAUUGGUGCCGUUCUCUCAAAGCUAUCCAUCUUACAAAUUGGGAAUGAAGCAUGUAAUCAAAUGAAGGAAUUGGCUCUCUAUCUCGUGCUCUGCGGUCCCAACUAUUCACGGGAUAGUUGGACAGGUUUACUAGCUAGAGGUCGGUGUUAUCUCAACGCCCUCUUGGAACGCUUAGAUCUGAAGGAUAUUGCAGAUGUUUUUACUCGGUGUCAGCGUAUUCUAACUUCGGAUGGUGAAAAUCAAUGUGUCCGUACAUUAAAAAUGCUGACAAAGUACCAUUUACUGGUACGCGCAGAUCUUUCAAACGUGGACAGUGCCAUUUGGACGGUUCGAAUCUCACCAUUGCGUCGUAGUGCCUUUAAUGAAAGUUCGCAGUUAAAAUCCGGUGAUUUGGGAGUUCAUUCAGGCUCCUUUGAAAUCGUAUCAAAGUUUAGACGAUUUGACUCCCUCUCAGGUCGUGACAUUGACGGUGACAAUGAGCUUAUUAAUUUGGUGACAAAGUACAGCAUUGAAUCAACGAUAGCACCUCUUGGAGGAAUUGAUUCAGCUCUAUUUUUGGCUGGUGUUAUUGCCUCUUCUGAUAAACCUGAUAGCGACGUCAUUGAAGCCGCUUUGGAUUUCAUUCUUACGCUUAGGAGGCAGUCAGCCAUUUUAGCUGAGUACUUCUUUCGUCCUCUAUUGGAAGAAUCAACACCACUGAGCUCUAAUGAAGCAUUUAAUCGGUUACACAUAACAUCCUACGGUCUAUGUCUUCUGAGCACUCUCUUCAACCAAAUCAAUGUUAAGCACAUUAAUUCAUCUCUCCACGAGGUAGUCGAAAGACAUGUCUUCUUGAAAAUUGCUACCGCCGAUGAUGGUGGUGAUGCCCAUUUGCUUGUAGAUCCAGAGCUGCUUGCUUGUCAUCUGUCAUUUUCUUCAAUACGGAGUCUGCAUCAGACGCUAAUAGUGCUGACUGAGUGUAUGAAAAGAGGUGGUAGCUGUGAGGAAAUAGUAAAUCAAAUAUCGAUUUGCAAUAUGAAUAUAAUUGAUCAGUACCAGAUCAUUGAAAUCUCGGUCAUUGCAUUCCGGAUUUGUUCUUCUUGUUUUACAAUCGACGAUAUUUCUGAACAAGAUUAUACGGAUACACUUGAGACGGUUGCUCAACUUGUUUCGAGGCGUUUAUUAUUUUUAUCACUACCGCCUCCAAUUAGUCUGUUAAACUUUCUACUGCGGAUGGUGGUUUCAGUUGAUCCAGAUCUUUAUCACAACGCAGUUACUCGAGUCUUUGACUACGUUGGCCAAAAUUCCAGUUCUACUUCUACGCAUUCUACUCUUAACCUUGUGGAGUUAGCCAAUAAACAUCAUCAGAAUCUACAUUGGAUGGUAUCGUCACCCCAAGCAAAUUUCACGAGUAAAGUUGCAGAGAAGCUGGAAGGAUUUGUAGAGGAACCUAAAGUAGAAGCACAUUCACCUUUCACAGAACCCAAGUCAAUACCCUUGAUCCCUCUACAACCCGCUUUGACCUUGGAGGGAGCCAGUGUGGUUGAGGCUGAGACGCUGGCAAAAUUCAGAGAACAAUUAAUGUCUGAUGAGAAUGGUGUUAUAAAUAACUGCUCUAACUCCUCUAUAAUGUUCAGUUCCUGCUAUAAUCUUCCCGAAUUCGAAGAUCUUGGUUUGUUGAGAAACAAAUCUGUUGAGAAGAGUCCCUAUUCGAAAUGGCGAUCGCGCAGUCUUCCGGAUAUCUCAAGUUCGAUGGUGAAUGAUGCUUACCUUUCAGAAGAUUCUGUGGCAACAAAUCGCUUAGCCUCACCCGAAGCCACUAAAACCCCUUCAGAAUGUGCUAUUUAUUCCCGAACUUCCAGUAUUGAUCCGCAAAGUAUCUCGCCGCUUCGACUGGUUCAGAGGCAUCAGUUAGCUGCUGUGAUACUCUCCAGCCUGUCAGAAUUUUGGCAAAAACAAAUAGACAGGAGCGUCCUUGACAUGAACUCGAUCUCAUAUCCUCUUCUUCCUCCCUUCUGGUUUGUCUAUCAUCUAGCUGGCCAACCUUGUACCAAGUUUCGUGAAUAUGCAUUGACACUGUACAACAAGAUGAUGAUGAGCCGAUUAUUUCAAGGCAGGGAAAAUGCAGAUGGUAAUAGUCGUAUGCUGGCGAUGCAGUUUCUCUCCGCUUCUUCAAGUUUAGUCUCCGAGUCUACCCAUCACCUCGAUUCUCUACACUGCUCCACUUCGACCUUCGCACAUGCUUCGUUGACUUCGCCAGAAUUGGUUAUCGCAGCUUCCAAAUUACUCGAUGAUCAGGUGGCUACACCCGACAAGUUCUCCGCAUCUACCUCCAUCAUUAUGGCGAUAUUUGCAUCAGCAUUGGUGGAUAUCGUCACAUUCUUUAAGCUAAGGAGGGAGGCAUUAUCUGAGGGGAAAAUCAGCAUGAAUUUGAAUUGUCGUUGGAAAAACUUUCAUGACGGUUUCACGAGUUUCAUUAACAACGCUAAGGCCCAUACCCUUGUUCUUGUGUCCCUUCACAAUUCUUUCACUUUGCAAAUACUUCUUAAAAUUGUGUAUUACCUGCAAACAUCUUGCUCUGAAAGUGAGGGAGAUAAUCUUUGGGCUGGAAGAUUUCACGAAAUUGGGCAUCUGGUUUCUCGUCUUUUCAGCUCUGCCAUCUCCAAAGUCAAAGUUCGAGUCCCUUUUCAGACCAUUCAGACAUUUAUUUACAGUUUGUUGUCUAUCGGUGAUAAUGCCGCUCUCAAUCAACCCUGUGUUAUACGAGAGGUUCUCCUUCGCAUUCUAUUCACGUUACUGGAUCAAGUUAUUCGAGAGAUCACUAAUCAGAAAAACUGUAACGUUCUCUUCCUUCAGCUUCAGUGGACGGUGGAAACUCUUGAAAAGGCUCUUCUUUACAAAGGUUUAAAAUAUUGUUCAUCGCUUCCACUUAAUCCUCUGACUACCGAUGACCAGAACUUCACAUGCUCACAAUUUCAAACCGUUCAGGGUUUGGAACAGACUUUAAUCACCCUCUUAAUUAGCUCGACUUCCCAUGCUAUGCAUAACUUACAAGGGGAUAUUUGGACGGUUUUGUCAAGCAGUCUUCUUCGAAUUGCGUGGACAUGGUGUGAUGCUCUCUUUGAAACACUCACAAUUUCUAAACCGGGCCUUCGACUGAUGCAAUUCCUUGCUAACGAACCACAGAUUAUCAGCCAAGAGACAAUAAACGCUAAUAUGAAUAUGGUAAUUGGACUGAAGGACAACCUCGAAAUGUUGGUGGCUGUUUUUUCUGUUGGGCCUCAAAGUAAUAGUGGAAAUGAAGAUUUUGGGAUGGGAGACUAUCACAGAAAGCUUUCAGAUUCUUUGUCCGAUCUCUUUGAAUGGAUCACAGGUGUGUGUUCAAAGGUUGCGCCCUCUGCAAGAGUGACGUCUCCAUGGCAUCCAUCCGAUCAAUUUUCGGCUUGUACUUCAACAUUUCCCUCUCUCAAUUCGGCUAUUUUCGAUUGUGAUUGGCUAACACCCCUACGAGAAAUGAAUGACGCUGGUCAACGCAUUUGGUCGACACUAAUCUCCCAACAUCAAUAUAUUAUAGACGUUUUGGCUCCAUUUUACUGGAUGCAACUUGGAGGUAACCUUAGUCACGAAAGUUCUGUAUUCUCAUCCGUCGCUCCGAAAUCAUCAUUCUCAUUCAUUGACACAUUUGAAAAUGACUCCAGACAGCGAUGUAGAAGGCGCCCAGUAAUUGCUUGGGUUGAUGAUCGGUUUUUGCGGAACACAUCUAUCCGAUCUCUGGGUCAAUAUCAGAAAAUGCAUCCAUUAAGUCCUCUCAUGAUGCAGCACCAAACUUACACUCCCAGUAGAGGAUUGGCCAGAAGUCGUUGUAUUCAGAUACCCCAUGUACUCUUUCCACCCUCCAACCAGGGCCUCUUUUGCCCUCCGCCUACUCCUCAUGACGAUAGGUGCAUUGGUGUCUGGCCAUGCUACCUCAUUGAAAUGGCUGAUUCUAUUCCUCUGGAAGGUGAUCUUAGCCUGGAUGCCAGUUGGAUACAUCUAUUUAUUAACAAUGUGAACGUGACUAGUCAUCGGGUGUCACAGAUCAGCAAUGAGACUCUAAUGCAUGGGAUUGGAGAAGAUUCUGAACAAAAGGGAGUUGUAACUUUCCCUUUGCGAUCGAUUGCGCACAUUGAGGAAAGGCGAUUUGAACUUCGUGAUCUCGCUCUGGAAUUAUUCUUUAAUCGGAUGUGCAAUGUUCCACCUGAUCGGGAUCACUUUCUGCAAACUUUGGUUGGAGCCUGCAGUGCACUUCUACCGCAUUAUACCUCUCCAUGGUGGCGAGUAGGCAGCUUUGGGAUUGAAAGCGGUCGUCGGUAUCCAUCACAACGUCUUCGAGAUGCUUGUGCUGGCAUUCUUGGUCCCUUUUCAACACCCUACGUUGGUCAAGCUACUCGUGAACGUCUUCUCGACGCUCAAGUUGCCUGGCUCCGAGGUCAAAUGUCAAAUUUUGAUUAUCUUAUGGCGCUUAAUUCCGCCGCAGGGAGGACAUACAAUGAUAUUACACAGUAUCCCAUUUUCCCAUGGGUUAUAGCUGACUACAAGAGUGAGAUUUUAGAUUUGAGAAAAAGUCGGGACACAUAUCGUCAAUUGGACAGACCUAUAUCAGUGCAAUCAGAAGCUGUAGCAGCUGCUGUUAUUGAGAAUUAUGAGGAUCUGAAGGCACAGCAAGCGGAAAGUUGUUUCGAGUACAGCUUUGACGAGGAACAACGGUCCAUUCUCUGUCCUGUCUAUCAUUAUUCAUCUUUCUGCUCUAAUGAGGCCAUCAUUCUUCAUCUUCUAUUCCGCCUCAUACCAUUUGCAUUCCGGCUUAUUCAAUUUCAAGAUGGCAAUUUUGAAAAUCCCAACCGUCUUUUCCACUCUAUGGCCGUCGAAUGGGCAAUGGCAACAGAUUCGGCGAAGCAUGUUAAGGAGUUGAUUCCUGAGUUCUUCUUUCGAUCUGACCUCUUCACCAACCAUGAAAACUUUGAAUUAGGCACUCGUCAUGAUGGCAUACUGGUUGAUGGAGUUGAGCUACCUCCUUGGUCCAAGGGAGAUCCACGACUCUUCGUCCUGAUCAAUAGAGCUGUCUUAGAAAGCCCCUACGUUACAGCUCAUCUACCGGAGUGGAUAGAUCUCGUCUUUGGCUAUAAGCAAACCGGUAGAGCUGGUGAACGUGCUCUUAAUCUCUAUCAUCCGUUUACCUAUUUCGGUGCGAUUGACGUUGACAGGAUUGAAGAUCCAGUUCGACGCAAUGCAGUACAGUCAAUGAUUCGCAACUACGGUCAAGUUCCUCGCCAGCUAUUUCCAACACAUCCUCACCCACGAAGAGCAUAUCCAAGAACUCUUAUGGCGACAGGUGGAAGUGCUCUUCACGUGCCCGUUGGUUCACAAAUCUCUGGUAUUUCACGUUUUGUCCACCAAGUGAUUUCAGGCUUUAGACGGGAGAAGGAAGAUGAGGAGGAGGAGGAGGGAAAAAUGUUGAAUUUUCCUCAUUCAAAAUUUGAUCCGAAAAUCGCUUCUGUGAGGUCCCUAUCUGUGGAUGAAUGGGAGCUGGAAAGCCGAUCUGAAGUUGGAGUUGCUACAUCUGUUCUUCCCCUUACUGCCGGAACUCCCCUUGACACUGUUAGGGGUCUAAGGUGGGGUGAUUGGGCUGGAAAUCCUCGCUCUCCGCUCGGCAUCAGUUGGUACACGAAUCUAGAAGGUGGUUCGAGAUCGUACUGUCUGCGUGGUGACUUAUAUUCGUUUUGGACAGUUCUCGUGUCCGAAACCUCGAAUUACCUAUUUCUACUCCAAAACCCACAUUACCCUGUUCUUCUUGUCAAAAUCAGCCUUCAACCCCAUGUGAUCACCAUUAAAACUAGACAACUUCUAGCUGGGCUUGAAUCGCAUGAUGAUGAUGGGGAAGAGGUAAUUCAGAAUCAAUCACAUUCCCACAAUGAUCUUUCAUAUUCAAUUAACUAUAUACAGACGCCUGUGACUCAGCGGUUGAGGAGGCCAAAUCUUCCAUCCUUGACUGUAUCAAAUAGUUGGCGAUGUUUGAUUGGGCACAUUGGAUCCUCAAUCAGUUGCCUUAGCGCCUGUCCUCCGUAUGGUUUGAUGGCUAGUGGUGAUGAUGAGGGCCGUGUAAUUGUCUGGGAUUUGGUAUCCAUGUCUUACAUUACUCUCCUCGAUACAAAUGACAGUUGUGUCCUCUUUUGGGGAGUAUGCGGCCUUGCUUUCGAUCAGAAAUUAGGAGAUCUUAUUGUUGCUCGAUCAGGACCAAAUGGACCUUUCGGCUAUUGUGAUACUCGAGCAAAUUGGCCAAUUAUCUUCUCGCCUACUCGUGGUAAUCAUGUGGGGUGUAUCCUCAUUGGUGGUCCCAAUGGUUGUUUAGUAUGGCUUAACAGUUGGACUCUUGAUACAAUCUCAAUUAUGCAGCUGGAACAACCCUCCCCUUGUUCUAUAGUUGCCUUGUCCUUCGCUCCGCCUUCUUCUAGGCCCAUGGUUCAUAAAAUGGGCGAUAAUGAAUCGUUUGCCCACUCCACACUUUAUGUGAUCGAUUCAGAAGGUUGGAUGUACUUCCUGGAACCCGGUGUCAAGUUGCCAUCACAGCGACUAAGGAUUCAAUCUAACUUCCUACAUCAGGAUAGCCAUACCCUUUACCUUCCUGGUUUAUGGCUAUAG